CUCGCUCAUCCUCAACAGAGAGCCAGCCACCUGGUGGUCCUUGAGAAAGACAGACGUUGGCCUCCCCUCACUAGAAUUGGUACGAGAGGCAGCGGUGGUAGGGUGGACAUCAUUCAUGGAGAUGCUCUGGAGGUGGAUAUGGAGACGUCUGUCAGGAGUAUGUCAAGAAGAGAGACUGGGAAGAUGAUCCUCCAGAGUUCCACGUGAUAGGCAACCUCCCGUUCAAUGUCUCCAUCCCUCUCCUGUUUGCAGUGGUGGCAAUGAUCCCUGGCGGACGUGGUCCCUUCUCCUUCGGCAGGUCAAUACUCACCCUCACCUUCCAGAGAGAAGUCGCUGAGCGUAUUGUGGCUCCACCAGGACACACCCAGCGCAGUCGGACUCUCCGUCAUGACCCAGAACCUCUGCCAUGUCCACUGGGGUUCACCAUCCUGGCUCCGUCUUCACUCCCGCACCCAAGGUGGAUGCAGUGGUGUUGAAGCUGGUCCCGAGACUCCGCCCACUGGUGAAGGUGGACCACCUCACCUUAGAGAGAGUUGUGAAGGCUCUCUUCACGUUCAGGAGGAAGUUCAUCAAAAGAGGAGCCAGUCUGCUGUUCCCGACUGAUCCUCACCUCCUCCCCCUCCUCUUCUCCCUGAGUGGGAGUACCCCACACCCUCAGAGCCCAGGAGCUGACAAUGGAGCAGGUCGACCAACUCUCCUCCACCUAUCUACACCUCCUAGACAAACACUCCUCUCAAUAUGCCAUUUCGUCUUAGAUAAUCCACCCUUAAACCAUCUCAUAUCAAUU
This is a messenger RNA of Geodia barretti, 787 nucleotides long. Lineage: Eukaryota; Metazoa; Porifera; Demospongiae; Tetractinellida; Geodiidae. The record is from the annotation of a GenBank genome assembly.